This is a messenger RNA of Cynoglossus semilaevis (tongue sole), 3106 nucleotides long. RefSeq names its product rho GTPase-activating protein 25-like. The coding region runs from base 443 to 2341 and encodes 632 amino acids. The record is from RefSeq and is a predicted model, not a curated record. Lineage: Eukaryota; Metazoa; Chordata; Actinopteri; Pleuronectiformes; Cynoglossidae. The transcript is spliced from 11 exons. Gene Ontology annotation, cellular component: phagocytic cup. Gene Ontology annotation, molecular function: GTPase activator activity. Gene Ontology annotation, biological process: activation of GTPase activity; actin filament organization; negative regulation of small GTPase mediated signal transduction.
AAAUUGUAUCUCAUUUGGAAGAUUUUUACAUUUUUAUUUUUUUCUAUUUCUCAAUGUAAAAGAAAAACCAAGACAGUAUGUCACUGUGGUGAAAUCUUAAAAAAAAAAUAAAAAUCCAGAAAUACUGUACCCUGCUGAUGUUUUAGUGAAUUAGCCUGCAUGAAGAUCUUUAACCAGAGUGCACUGCAUCAUCAAGAAACAAGUGUUGACUUGGAUAUGACGACAGCGUGAACAUGAGAGGACGCGUUUGAGAGAUGUGAAAAGAAGAAGAAGAAAAAUUGACACACAGGAAGUAGGAAGUAUAAUGUGCAAUAACCUUAGCGUCUAUGUUAGAGUGUGUAUCAUGUCUGACUGUGUGUGAGUGUGUCUGUGUGUGUGUGUACUCCACAGGUGUCGAAGUGUGUGAUGAACCACUGACCUAUGCUGAUACAAGUCCAGGACCAUGUCUCUAAAACUACCUCGUAACUGGGACUUCAGCACCUUCAAGGCUGAGACGAGUCGUAUUGCAAGUUCCAAGAGUGUGAUGCCUGGAGUAGGCGGCACCACCCAGGGCCCACCGUGCUUCUCCAAGUCCAUGGAAAAACCAGUGAAGGCUGGAUGGCUGAAGAAACAGAGGUCCUUGGUCAAGAACUGGCAGCUGCGCUACUUUGUACUCAGAGGAAGUACUUUGACCUACCACAAAGAUGGCAAGGAGUCUACAGUACAGGGGGCCAUCCAGCUGCGGUUCUGCAAAAUUAAUGAACUCCCUCCAAACUCAGACGACUCUGGAAAAUACCUGUUUGAGAUUGUACCACGCUCUACCAUCGACAGAGAGCGUUGUCCAAAUGUGUUUAUGGCUAACUCCCAGAGUGACAUGGAGGAGUGGGUGCGCACUCUGCGCAGAGUCGUUGGAGUGCAGACGAGUGGAGUGAUUGGAAAGAGUCUACUAGACACUGUGACCUACGAACAGCGUUUUGGACCCUGUAUGGUACCCAUCCUGGUUCAGAAGUGUGUGGAGUUCAUUAAAGCGCACGGACUGGACGAGGAAGGAAUCUUCCGUCUGCCCGGACAGGAUAAUACUAUCAAACAGUUCAGAGAUGCCUUUGAUGCAGGAGAGAGGCCAUCCUUCCCCAGUGAUACAGACGUCCACACGGUGGCGUCAUUGCUCAAGCUGUACCUGCGAGAGCUGCCAGAGCCAGUGGUGCCCUGGACUCAGUACCAGGACUUUCUGGAUUGCACUAACAUGCUGGACUGCAGCAGCACAGAGGGUUGGGAAAAGUUAGAGAAACAAAUCUCUCUUCUCCCCAGAAUCAACUACAACCUCCUCAGUUAUGUGUGUCGGUUCCUGUUUGAAGUGCAGCGGCACUCUGCAGUGAACAAGAUGACUGUGGAGAACUUGGCCACAGUGAUGGGAAUCAAUCUGCUAAAACCUCAGAUUGAGGAUCCCAUUACUGUGAUGAAGGCAACUCCUCACAUUCAGAAGCUGAUGACAGUGAUGAUUCGACAGCAUGAGGUGUUGUUUCCUCCCUCCAAAGACCUUCUGCCUUCUCCUCCCUCUAAAAAGGCUGAGAGCAAGAAGAGCACACCCCGAAGCUUUGUUGGCUGGGAGUCUGCUGAGAUAGGUGAUGUGUCUUUAUCCGAGUAUCCAGAGGAGGAGGAAGACAUAGACAGUCCAGCCACAGAGAGAGGUACCUGGAUCCCCCAGACCCCCCGUGCAAGUCUUUUCUCUCCUACAGGAGAUGACUGGCAUGAAAGUCCACGCAAACGGACCCAGACCCUCCCCACCUUCACCUGCCCUCUCAUCGGGAUGCCGGCGAAAGCUGAUGCCAUCAGUCGGUGGAGUCACAUCCAGGAAUGCUCAGAAGAGAAAAGUGGAGGGACACUGUCGGAGGACAUUUUUAAGAUCCUCGACCUCAAGGACUCAGGAGGGUCGUUGUUUGGUGGGACACAUGUCAGUAACAAAAAGGAGCAGGUGUCUACAUCCCGCAGAGGAAGUGAGGACACAGGUUCUUCAAUAACAAGCCCUCAAAAGACUGUGGGUGAAUCCCAGCAUUGUCCGUUGACAUCCAGUCAGAAGAGCGUAGAGAAAGUAAAGCGUUCCGAUCAGCAAGUCAACAGUCAGCCCGAGAUGAAACAAGACGACCAGCUCAGCGUAAACAGUUUGCAGCAAGAGAAUAAGGAGCUGAAGGCCACAGUGGCAGAGCUCCAGUCAGCUCUGGAGGCACAGCGACGUCGUGCAUCAGCUCUGGAGAUCUGCCUGAGGAACGCCGAGUGCAGUCGGGAUGAGGCCCAGAGACGAAACGAGGAGCUGCAGAGAGAUGUUCAGCAGUUUCUCAACACAAAACCUCAGGCCCCCACCUAAAAGGUACUCAACAGUUUAUGGAUUAAUGACAUUACACAUUUCAUCUGAACCAACUCCACAAGAGUCUAUGAUGGACAUCAUCAGUCCAGUGAAAUGUGGCCUCCAUUUGAAACCCGAUUUGGUCCGGGAUAUAAGUUAUUGUCUGACUUGUUGGUCAGACUACAGGUAAAGCUCUUUGACCGAAGGACAAAUUUGCUUUUAUUAAUGGUGACCAAUUUCAUGUUUCAUAUGAAGUAACGACUCAUUAGCAUCCCUGUGUGAUUUAUAUAAUUAUUAAUUAUUAUUACAUUUUUCUGAUUCUGGUUUUGUUAACAUUGAGUGUGUCAGGAAGUAAAGAAAAGUUUUCAGAUGUAUCCAGAUGACCAUCUUUUAGGCCAAUAGAAAGUCUGUUAUUACGUGUGACUUGCUGGAACCUACGGUGUUUGACCGUUUUGUGCAGGGCCACAAUUAAAUUUCAUGUACCGUAUUUUUCAGACUACAAGGCGCACCGGAUUAUAAGGCGCAUUAAGCGAAACAAAACAGUCAGCGAAACAAUUAAGCGAAACAAUCAAGCAUGCCCAGAUCCCUCCCGUCAUUAUCCGAGUCAGUCUUGUUGCUGUUAAUUAGUUGUUCAGUGAUGAUUCCGGCCUUCAUGAAACCUUGGACUACAUUUGAUACUGAUACCUUAGCCCAGGCAUCCACGAUUCAUUAGCAGAGAGUGACUUUGCCUAGGCAGUGCUCCAACGCAGUUCGCAAUUUAACUUUGAACGCCCUGUUAACACCAAU